Contarinia nasturtii (swede midge) is the source of this 691-nucleotide messenger RNA. RefSeq names its product ankyrin repeat domain-containing protein 29-like. The record is from RefSeq and is a predicted model, not a curated record. The transcript has 7 exons. NCBI's taxonomy places the organism in Eukaryota, Metazoa, Arthropoda, Insecta, Diptera, Cecidomyiidae. Gene Ontology annotation, molecular function: protein binding. The annotation marks the transcript as partial.
UUUAACCUCCGAGCUGAAUGUUUGGAUGGGAAUUCUUUUAAUUUCUCAAACAGUUUAAUUUUAGUGUCGAAUAUUUUAGUCGUACAUUCAUUUCCAUUGUUAAAAUUGAAUUUCGUUUAAAUUCAAACAAUGAAGUCACUCAUCCUAAGCAUUCUAUGUUUUAGCGCAGUGGUGAUCAAUGUCACUGCAGAUGACACAGAGGAUUUGAUACAAAUUAAACAGUUGCUGAGAAUCGGAGUGAACCUUGAUCGCUUAGAUGGUAUUUAUAACUUGGGUUUAUUUGCGGCAGCGGCAAAGGGUCAAAGCAAUGUAGUCAAGUUUUUGAUAGAUAAUGGUGCAAAUAUUAAUGAAAGAUAUCACGGCUCUCCGAUACUUUAUAUUGCCAGUUACAAUGGUCACGAUCAUGUUGUCGACAUACUGAUCAAACAUGGUGCUAAAGUAAAUUUAACAAUACAUGACGGUUGGACACCGUUAAAUAUGGCCGCAAGUAGAGGUUAUCUGCGAAUUGUUGAACUGCUACUUACAGCAAAGGCAGAUAUCAAUUUUCCGAACGAUGAUGGGGAAACGCCGUUAUACAGCGCUGCAAAAGAAGGUCGCGAAGAUGUUGUUUACGUGCUACUCGAAAGAGGUGCUAAUUUUGGCAAACGAGAAAAGAACGGAUUAUCACCAUUGCAUAAAGCAGUUGAAGGAG